This is a messenger RNA of Salvia hispanica, 2315 nucleotides long. RefSeq names its product protein ESMERALDA 1-like. Lineage: Eukaryota; Viridiplantae; Streptophyta; Magnoliopsida; Lamiales; Lamiaceae. The record is from RefSeq and is a predicted model, not a curated record.
UUAAUUAAUUACUCCUACUUAAUUAAGGAAGGAAUCGUGAAUGAAAUUCCUUGCUUGGAUUGGGAUGGUUGCGUCGACAUCAACGCCGUUAAUCAAACAAUCUCUGCAUCAACGUCAUUUCUCUCACUAUUCUUCUUCCAUCUGCACAAUUGCCCUAAUUUCAUCCACGAUUUUGAAUCCUUGCGGAUUUAUUGAUGAUCACGGUAUAUUGUUUACUAUAAUGCGACUACAACAGCGAUGAGACCGUACAAAUUCCCCAGCAGCGGAAAUUGCAGCCCGAGAUCGCCGCCGGCGUCUCCCCGGACGCCCAACCGCUCUCCGAGAUAUCGCCGUGCCGCAAAGCCAGUCCGGCCAGCUUCUAAAUCACUCGCCCAGCAGCUCGGGUGGUUCCUGCUCUCCCUUCUGCUCAAGCGCCAGGGCCUCUUUCUCUUUGCUCCCCUGCUUUACCUUUCGGUCAUGUUGUUCUACAUGAAAACGGUGUCGUAUGAUUUCGUCCCCAUUGUUAAGCUGAGGCAUACUCCUGGCUCUGUUUAUAGGAGCCCCCAGCUCUACGCCAAGCUGCGAUCCGACAUGGAUUCUGACAAUUCGUCUGUUGAUGCGAUAUCCAGUGUAUGGAAAAAUUCUUAUAAAAGUGGUGAAUGGAGACCAUGCAUCAAAAAGUCAUCAGGAGGCUUACCCGAGUCAAAUGGAUAUAUAUUUGUUGAGGCCAACGGUGGGUUGAAUCAGCAGAGAACAUCGAUAUGCAAUGCUGUGGCUGUGGCUGCCUACCUGAAUGCAACUCUUGUAAUUCCAUAUUUCCAUUUCCAUAGUAUUUGGAGAGAUUCAAGCAAAUUCAGUGAUAUAUAUGACGAAGAAUUUUUUAUAAAGACACUGGAAACUGAUGUUCGAAUAGUGAAGACAAUUCCAGGAAACAUAAUGGAGCGGUUUGACUAUAACUUGAGCAACGUGUACAACUUCAGAAUACAAGCCUGGUCAUCAAUAAAUUACUACAAGGAUACAGUUCUUCCAAAACUGCUUGAAGAAAAGAUCAUAAGGUUGUCACCUUUUGCAAAUCGGCUAUCUACUGAUGCUCCUCCAGCCGUACAAAGACUUAGAUGCUUGGCGAAUUAUCAAGCACUAAGAUUUGCAGAUCCUAUAUCAGCUCUUGGUGAACUUUUGGUAGAAAGAAUGAAAAAACACAGUGCAAAAAAUGGUGGCAAAUAUAUAUCUGUGCAUCUUCGAUUUGAGGAGGAUAUGGUCGCUUUCUCUUGUUGCAUAUAUGAUGGCGGAGUGCAAGAAAAAGUUGACAUGAUUGCUGCUAGAGAAAGAGGUUGGAAAGGGAAGUUUACUAAACCAGGCCGAAUCAUAAUUCCUGGAGCAAUCAGACUAAAUGGAAGCUGUCCCUUAACUCCUUUAGAGGUAGGUCUUAUGCUGAGAGGUAUGGGCUUUGGGAAAAGCACUUCUGUUUAUCUUGCGUCCGGGAAGAUAUACAACUCUGAGAAGUAUAUGGCUCCUCUUCUGGAAAUGUUUCCAUUAUUACAAACCAAAGAAACACUGGCAUCUGCUGAGGAACUAGCUCCAUUUGAGAAUUACUCUUCCAGAAUGGCUGCUAUAGACUACACUGUUUGCCUUCACAGUGAAGUUUUUGUACCAACUCAAGGUGGGAACUUUCUGCAAUUACUACUAGGACAUCGAAGAUACUUGUAUGGUGGACAUUCCAGGACAAUCAGGCCAGAUAAGCGGAAGUUGGCAUUGUUAUUUGACAAUCCAAAUAUCGGGUGGAAAAACUUCAAGAAGCAGAUGGUAAAUAUGCGAGCAAAUAGUGUCUCAAAGGGGUUACAGUUGAAGAGGCCGAGUGAUUCAAUCUAUUCAUUCCCUUGUCCAGAUUGCAUGUGCAAAGCAGACAAGAGCGAAAAUGCAAGAUCGUCAUUGCCAACGUGAUCGCACUAGUUUGUCCUAUUAUUUGUUUGUGAUUCUUUGGAUUUUCUUCCUUGUCUUCGGAGGGAUGGCAUUUUUUGGCGUGGUGAAAAAGGGUUGAAAAGCAAGGGAUUUGAUGACCCCUAAUGUUAGUGGAGGAUUGAGUUGAGCUACAUAGGCACUAGUAGUUAUACAUGUACUUGUACAACUACAAUCAACACUUGUAUCUAACUAAGUUGUGAAUAGACCACACAUGAUUCAAAGGAGGACGACUUCUUGUUGCUUUCUCAAUUGUACAUUGCUCGUCUUCCACUGUACUAACACUUCAUUUCAAAUUUUCAACAAAGAUAGUAUACCCCUAACUUCUCUAUGUAUGUAUCUGUACUUUUCUCUCGUUAUACAUGGAAAAUUUAUCGUCA